Molecule: messenger RNA, 680 nt
Organism: Penaeus vannamei (Pacific white shrimp)
Lineage: Eukaryota; Metazoa; Arthropoda; Malacostraca; Decapoda; Penaeidae
Source: RefSeq, a predicted model, not a curated record
UCAGUUCUCGGGUUAAAUCUCUGGUGGGAGGUCAAGGCCUGCGAUCGGAGAGAAAGAGAGAGAAAGAGAUAGAUAGAUAGAGAGAUUGAGGUUGAUAGAGAGAUUUCUGAUAGAUCUCUCUGCUAAUUAUUAUUAUUGUUAUUUGUUUAUUUAUUUUGUAUUUUUUUCUAGUUUGGAAAUUCAAUGGAUUGAUCACAACAUAUACCUAUAGACCUGAAUCUUUUUUCGGUGGUGUUUUUUUCCUCCUUAACCCUUCCCCCCUACCGACCCGCGCGUAAAUCCACAGAGUCAAUAUUAAUAAAUUUCAAGCGAGGACAUCUAUACCGCGAUCAUGCACUGGCAAGAGGGACUGUUGCUGUUGCUUAUUGCAGCGGCAGGAUCGACUACCAUCCCCGAUGAGUCCCUAAACGUGACGAGAGUUAUGGAAUACGUGACUUGUUCGCCGGACAAGUUCGAGUGCCCAAACAAGGAGAAGUGCAUCCCCCUGAGCUGGUGCUGCGACGGAACAGUUGACUGCGACGAUGGCUCGGACGAGGCCCCCGACAUCUGCCCAGGUAUGUUCGCUGCGCCAAACCAGGCAGAGAGAUAUUCGCAUCAAUGGAGGUAAAUAUUACUUAAUAUAGUGGCGUCGGCUCGAAACGGAUGGAAACAUAGAACUACAAGUACAUAUGAACAGAGAG